AUAAAAAUGGGUCUGUCUUCAUUUUAGAUCAUUUACCAGUUAACAUAAGCUUUGCCAAAAUUUUGCCACCCAUUUCUGACUCAGAGUUAAGCAAAGUCAUUUAGAAACCUCCAUUGAUGGCUGCUCUAAGGAGCUUUAUCAACAAAAGAUCUUUGACGUGCAAUGAGCUGAUGAUGACGAGGAGGUUGGUCUCCACCGAACCCAUCAUUAAUUCUCCUCCUUUUGCUCAAAGACUCAGAGAUCUCCCCAAGGAUCUUCGUGGCACUAAAAUCAAGAGGGAAGUUUCUCAGCUAAUUGGAAGAACACCCCUUGUUUUUCUUAAUAAAGUAACUGAAGGCUGUGGAGCAUAUAUUGCUGUGAAGCAGGAGAUGAUGCAACCCACUGCUAGCAUCAAAGACAGACCAGCAUUUGCCAUGAUCAAUGAUGCAGAAAAGAAAAACUUAAUUUCUCCCGAAAAGACAACUCUGAUAGAGCCGACAUCUGGUAACAUGGGGAUAAGUAUGGCAUUUAUGGCAGCCAUGAAAGGUUAUAAGAUGGUUCUAACUAUGCCUUCUUACACAAGCUUGGAGAGAAGAGUGACCAUGAGAGCAUUUGGAGCUGAUUUAAUUCUCACUGAUCCCACCAAAGGAAUGGGAGGAACAGUGAAGAAGGCUUAUGAACUUUUGGAGUCUACACCGAAUGCUUUCAUGUUGCAACAAUUUUCAAAUCCUGCCAACACUCAGGUGCAUUUUGAAACUACAGGUCCUGAGAUAUGGGAGGAUACUCUUGGUAAAGUUGACAUCUUUGUUAUGGGAAUAGGCAGUGGUGGUACUGUUUCUGGAGUCGGACAGUACCUCAAAUCCCAAAAUCCUAAUGUAAAGAUAUACGGAGUGGAGCCUGCAGAAAGUAAUAUACUGAAUGGUGGCAAACCGGGUCCUCAUCAUAUUACUGGCAAUGGAGUUGGGUUCAAGCCAGACAUAUUGGACAUGGAUGUAAUGGAAAAAGUUCUUGAGGUCAGCAGUGAAGAUGCAGUAAAUAUGGCAAGGGAAUUGGCAUUGAAAGAGGGGCUUAUGGUUGGAAUAUCAUCUGGGGCCAACACCAUUGCAGCACUCAGGCUUGCAAGAAUGCCUGAGAACAAAGGCAAAUUGAUUGUGACUGUUCAUCCAAGUUUUGGGGAGCGAUACUUGUCAUCAGUCCUGUUCCAAGAACUAAGGAAAGAAGCUGAAAACAUGCAGCCAGUGGCAGUUGACUAAAUGCCUUUUAAGGGGCCAUGGAUGUUCAAUGCCUAAUGACACAUGUUAGGAAGCCCUCUUCUGAAGCCGAAUGUUUCAUGUUACAAGGAAGCUCUCUCUGGUAUACCAAAUGUUUCAGAUGUAAUAUUGGUAUUCAACGUUAUCAUGAAUCUACCGUGAACAUUGUUUCAAAUUACUUGUUGAACUCUAUGUGAAAUGAAAUCUUCAAUAAUUAAAAUUUGCAUUGAA
This is a messenger RNA of Durio zibethinus, 1460 nucleotides long. RefSeq names its product cysteine synthase C1 (gene CYSC1). The record is from RefSeq and is a predicted model, not a curated record. Gene Ontology annotation, molecular function: cysteine synthase activity. NCBI's taxonomy places the organism in Eukaryota, Viridiplantae, Streptophyta, Magnoliopsida, Malvales, Malvaceae.